Molecule: messenger RNA, 409 nt
Organism: Schistocerca piceifrons (Central American locust)
Lineage: Eukaryota; Metazoa; Arthropoda; Insecta; Orthoptera; Acrididae
Product: cuticle protein 65-like
Exons: 2
Coding region: 107-340 (77 amino acids)
Source: RefSeq, a predicted model, not a curated record
ACAGUUGUGGCGGCCAACGCCCUGCGUUUGGAGUCGGUGCAGCUAUAUAAGCCGCCCGUUGGCCACUCCACAGCAUUCGACGCACACGUCUCUGUCAACCUACGACAUGAAGUUUCUGGUGAUUAUCUUGGCCGCCUGCGUGGCAGUUGCUUGCAGCCAGGAGACGCGAGAGAAGCGCGGCCUCCUGGGGGCGGGAGUGCUGGCCUCCCCCGGCGCUGUGCUGGCACCGCGCGUCCUCGCCGCCCCCGCCAUAGCCGCCGCCCCCAUCGUCGCCGCUCCCGCAAUCGCCCACGCCCCUCUCGGCGUGGGGCUGGGCUUGGCUCACCCCAUCAUCGGCUGAACAGCUUCUUACUAAUCUGUACGUGUCUUUGUGUACUGCGUGUGUAUAAAUAAACUCUCUGUAGCCUUA